UGUAGAAGAUGACCACCAUCAAGCACAUCCUACAGCGGGAGGUGUUCCUGCCCACUGACGAGAGGCUGCUGGGAGUGGUCAGUGUGACCAAAGCUGGAAAGAAAAAGAAAACUAGCUUUCUAAGCAUUGCAGUGACGACAGAGAAACCUGUGCAAGUGAAGAUUUAUCAGCUGAAAAAGUCAGAGAAAGGAGAGACUUAUAAAAGAAAACAGACAUGGGAACUAAGAGAACUUAAAACAGUAGAUGGAAAAGAUGCAAAGAAUGACACUGCUGAGUUUGAUCUUCAGUUUGAGAAGACAUACAAAUGGGUUGCUAGCCAUCCAAGGGAGAGAGACACAUUCCUGUCAUCUUUGUGGAAACUGUGUCAGAGGUAUCUGAAGCGUGGACCUGUGUUUGUCAAUGUGCCAGACUACAUAAGGGAAGACAGUCUUGGUGUCACAGAUGUCCGUCCCCAUGGGGUAGAGGACACUAUAGCCGCUGUGGUGGAUGAGGAUUACCAGGCUAUUACUGAGAAGGAAGAAAAAGACCUGGAGACACUGAUGAAGCAGUGUGAACAUGCCAUAAGCAAUGCAGAGGCUUUUGCUGAACAGCUGUCAAAAGAUUUGUCUGUGUUAGAUGGGGCCAACAUCCACUCCAUCAUGGGUUCAGAAGAUCAGGUGGUUCAGUUGAUGAAAUUACUGGAUGAUGGAGUCCGGGAAACAACCAAACUGGAGACCAAGCUCAAUAGAUAUGAUGAGUUGUUGGCUAGUGUGAAGGAACAGAUGGAAAGCAUGAGGGACAAGGACACUCUGAUCCAUAUCCAGAACAAGAAUCAUCAAUCUUUGAUUGACGAACUGGAAAAUUUGAUUGGAAGGCUGAACCUGGACCACAAGCAUGAGAAGGCACUGCUAGAUGGGGAUCUGUCCACACCAUCUGGGAUUUAUGAGAGCACAGAGGCUGCUGAAGAGCUACAGAAGUGCAUGGCAGCAGAAAUACAUCCUGCUUUAAUGAAGAUGCAAGCAGUUCAAGAACAACAAAAAAGGUUUGGAAAAUACAGAGUUGCUUUUGCCAAGAGACUUUCCCAUCACCUGAACAACCUAUUUAUACACCAGGGUAAUGAGAUGAGUGAGACAUUGAGCAGACAUGCCACAGAUCUGAAGCUUCCACCACACCAUUCCUGUCACCGAGAUUUGACGCCAUAUGCUGAACUCAUGAUGUGGCUGAAGGAGGCUGAUCCACAAAGUUUUCAGCAGCUGGCCAAGGUCUACACCAACAAUCUCAGCAGAUUGUAUGACAAGGAAGUAAAAGAUUUCUUUGAGCUGGCUAAACAAAGAUUUUUACAUGCCAAAACUGUCGACAAGAAGCAUGGAGGUCUCACAGUUCCAAGUCAUAGAUUUGAGGGUUCAGGUUCUAGCUUGGACAGGGCAAUGGAAACCAGCCCAAGAGGAAGAACUGCGUCCCUUCAGAGCCUGGACUCUGCUGAUUCCAAGGGGUCAUCUCAGGACCUCACACGAGGAAAGUUUGACCAGGUAUUUGAGAAGAUACUUUGUGAACUGGAACCAUUUUGUCUAGCUGAGCAAGAUUUUUGUGUCAAGUUUUUCCACCUGACUCUUGAUCCUCAUUCUGAUGAUCUGGAGUCAAUGCUGGAAGACCAAACUUCAAAGCACGAGGACACUCACUCCGUUCAUUCCCACAGUUCCCAGCAUGAUGAUGACGACAUAUGGGUGAUGAGGCCGCAAAACAAGGCCAAAAGUCUGGCAGACAUGGAUCCUUAUUCAGAAAACCAAGUUCCAGUGAGGAGACAGUUGAAUGAAGAAGUCAGGCGGAUGAUGGGUGAACUGUUCCCCUCCCUUGAAUCAGAAUUACUGAAUUUUAUCACUUUUGGAGAUAAAUUGGAUAGUUUUAAUUCCAUGUAUAUGUUGGUCCGUAUGAGCCAACAUGUCAUCCAUGCCCAGGAUGCUGGUUCCUUCCUGAGCAAAGUGUUUGCCAAUGUUCUGGUCAAUAUUAAAAGAAACUUUGAUAGAUUCAUUUUACACAGAAUCAAAGCUGUGGAGGAAUAUAGGAUUUCCAAGAAGAAUAAAUGUGGUGUUGUGAUGUUUGUACACCACUUUGAGGAUUUUGCCCACCAGGCAGAGGCUAUAUUCCAAGGUUCAGACAGGAGAGCAGACCUUGAUAAAGCUUACAGCAAACUCAUCAGAACUGUCUUUGAGCAGCUUCUAAGAAUUAGCACAGAUCACCCCAAGACUCCUAAAGAUGUGGUCCUAAUGGAAAAUUAUCACCAUUUGUACGCCACGUUAUCCCAGUUAAAGAUCAGCUGUUUGGAAAAAGAACGUAAAGAUGCCAGACAGAGGUACCAAGAGCACCUGCAGGCCUAUGUGACGACUUACUUGGGAAGACCCUUGGAGAAACUCAAUACAUUUUUUGAAGGUAUUGAGAGCAAGGUGGCCUCAGGAGUAAAGGAAGAUGAAGUCGGGUACCAGCUGGCCUACAGCAAACAAGAACUGAGAAAAGUCAUCAAAGAAUAUCCUGGAAAAGAGGUGAAGAAGAAUUUGGAACAUUUGAGAAAGAAGGUUGAAAAGCACUUAUGUGAAGAAGAGAACUUAUUUCAGGUUGUAUGGCAUUCAAUGCAGGAUGAGUUUCUAAAGCAGUACAAACAUUUUGAACACCUGAUUGCCAAGUGUUACCCAGCGUCUAACAUCACCCUGGAGUUUAGUGUGGAAGACAUUCUGCAGUUCUUCACAGAUAUUGCACAGGCUUAGAUAUAUGAACACACGUCUUAUCAUCAUUAAUAGAAGUAUGUUGGUUAUGCCAGGUUUUUAUUGUUCAUUGUUGACAAUACACUGCAGUUUUCUUUGCUAAGACAUUGAACAGGUUUAGUCACUUCAGAAGACUGAAGAUAUUAUACAGAAACUAGCCUUUGAAUGAACAGUGUAUUCAUACCCACGAACAUACUUGGAGAAAUUUCAAAUUUUGGGAAACACUUUUAAGUUCACAACAAUUGGAAAUUUAUACACAGUGUGCACAUUUGUAGCAGAUCAACAACUAGGUGACAUUCUUGCCACCAAGAGUUGACAGAUGGUUAAAAUAUCUUAUGUAAGAGCAUUUCCUGUCAAAUAUUACUCCAGCUUCAGGACUAUUUACUUUCUGCAAACUCUCUUGUGUAAAAGCCCAGCUUUCAGUCUUAGGCAACUUGAUUUAAAUCAUCACAAACUGAAGAUCUACAUGUACAUGUAUCGGUGUCUUAUCAUGCAAUUAUGAUAAUAACAAUGGUGCUAUGUUUUGCUGCAUGUGUCCAUUUCAACACAUGGUUGAAAUUGAAAAUUUAAAGAGCAUUUUAAAUGAUCAUAAAAUAUCUAUGUAGUACAAUGAAUAUGUAUUGCUGUAAAACGUGAAGUCAUUGGUUAAAUAAAGAAAUUGAUGCAAAAUGAAAUUCCUAGUCUAAUUCAUAAAUUGUUGAGUUUUUUUUAAAGCACUUUAGUCUCUCAUUUUUUGGAAAUGUGAAGGGCUGAGUGAGAGAGUGACAUAAUGCAUCAGUCGUAUUGUUUGUCAUGUCAAAAAAAAAA
Molecule: messenger RNA, 3542 nt
Organism: Lingula anatina
Lineage: Eukaryota; Metazoa; Brachiopoda; Lingulata; Lingulida; Lingulidae
Product: exocyst complex component 1
Biological process (GO): Golgi to plasma membrane transport; exocytosis
Cellular component (GO): exocyst; plasma membrane
Molecular function (GO): phosphatidylinositol-4,5-bisphosphate binding
Source: RefSeq, a predicted model, not a curated record